GACUAAAAUAAAUAGAUGUCUGUACAGUUGUUGCCCCACACAUUCAUUGAAUGUGGUUUGUGUGCGUUUUCUCAUGUUUGAAGAGUCCUUCAGAGAGUUGAGAUGUGCAUGUUGGAAUGAGCUUGCUGAAAAUGUUACAUUUCUUACCUGUUUGCUUCUGCAUCUGGUAAUUCCCAGCCUUUAACAGUGGGACUAAAUGUGUUUAUUAGUGACAAAUAUUUUAAAGUUGGCUGUUGAAGCGCUACUCAGUGCUGAUUCUUGCUUGCCACUGAAUAUGUCUUAGGUUUGCCUGCCUUUAUUUGCCAUCUUCUAAUUAUUAUUUUCUUGGUCAUUUACAGAUGUCUUCUUCUGGAGUCUUUAUUCCUCUGUCUGAUAAUAGUACUGAUGAGUCAGGCUCUGGAGAUGAUGAGAACUACCGAUGGUUAUGCUUGGAAGAGAAAAAUGAAGAUUUCAACCGAAUCUUCUUGCCCACUAUCUACUCCAUUAUUUUCUUGACAGGAGUUGUUGGCAAUGGCUUAGUGAUUGUUGUCAUGGGCUGUCAGAAGAAGCUGAAGAGCAUAACUGACAAGUACAGGGUACAUCUCUCAGUGGCUGAUCUCCUCUUUGUCAUCAGCUUGCCCUUCUGGUCUGUGGAUGCUGUGAUAAGCUGGUACUUUGGAGAAAUCUUGUGUAAAAUUGUUCACGUCAUUUACACUGUCAAUUUGUACAGCAGUGUCCUGAUCCUGGCCUUCAUCAGCUUAGAUCGGUACUUGGCAAUUGUACAUGCUACCAGCAGUCAGAGACCUCGGAAAUUGUUGGCUGAAAGGAUUGUCUACAUAGGUGUUUGGCUGCCAGCUUUGCUUCUGACUAUACCUGAUAUCAUCUUUGCUAGUACUAAUGAGGUUGGUGGAAAAUAUAUGUGCCAGCGCUUUUACACUCAUGAGAACUGGCUGAUUCCCUUCCGAUUCCAGCAUAUCUUAGUAGGCCUUGUCUUGCCUGGCAUUAUAAUACUGACUUGUUAUUGCAUUAUAAUUUCUAAGCUGUCAAAGUCAAAGGGUCAUCAGAAACGUAAAGCUUUGAAGACAACGGUCAUCCUGAUUGUGGCAUUCUUUGCCUGCUGGUUACCAUACUACAUUGGUAUCACCAUAGACACUUUUGUCAUCCUUGGAUUCAUCAACGGAGGCUGCAAUUUUGAGCUUGUAGUGCAGAAGUGGAUCACCAUUACCGAAAGCCUUGCGUUCUUCCACUGUUGCCUGAAUCCCAUCCUGUAUGCUUUUCUGGGUGCCAAAUUCAAGACAUCAGCCCAAAAUGCAUUGAACUCUGUCAGCAGAGGAUCAAGCCUUAAGAUCCUUUCCAAAGGCAAGCGUGCGGGACAUUCUUCUGUUUCAACAGAAUCAGAGUCUUCCAGCUUCCAUUCCAGCUAACAUCAUCUCCUGUUUUCUUCAGUAGCUGUAAUCAGUGGAACUUAAUAAACACACAAGCUCAUAUGUAUGUAUAUUCAUUCACAAGAUUUUGGAGGGGGGAAUCCUCCGAGAUAAUGUUUAAGUUUAUUCCCAAUUGGAAUAUUUUGUUUGCUAUUAGUUUUCUGUGGAAAUUGAUGGACUUAUUUAUAAAAAAUAUUAAAACCUUUCACUGUACAUGUUGAUGAGAGAGUGUCAGGGCAGGGCCUUAAAACAUGGUUAGGUGGCAAAGUUGUACUGGUUGUGUGCCUAGUUAUAUGGUUGUUGAAUCUAAACACUUUUAGAUAGCAUUGCUGAUGUGCACGAGCUGUUUGUAUAUAGAAGAAUGAUUUCCAAGAUACUUGCUGAAAGACUGUAUAAUCAUUGUGGAUAUUUAGGGUUACUUUGCCCCGAUGGUGGGAAAUGUUUUGUUUUAUACUAGUUCAGUUGUAUUGUAGGCAGUGGAUGCAAUCCUCAUCUUUCUAUAGGAAACAUCAAAGUACAUGAACUUGACUGCAGCUGGAUUGCAUCCAGUGGCACUUAACAACCAAAGUACCUUUGGGCAUGUGCCUUUUGAUAACAAAGUAAUUUGCAGAUCACUGCCAUUAUAAAGUUGCCAAUAAAAAAUGUGAAGAGAAUUCUGAACGUGUUAUCAUUUUGAGUUGCGUGUCCUUGCCAUUUGUCCUACUUUGGAUUCCAGUUUUCUCUGUUCUCUAAUUUAUAGAGAAGAAUGGAUAGAAUAUUACACAGUCCAGAGAAAUUACUCUUAGACCUAUAGUUCACAUUAGCGUUUUCUUAUGUAUUUCAUAGGCCAAACCAAGCCUUCAGUAAACCUUGUACAAAUUAUGUGUCAUGUACUAUGUUUUCCUUCAUGUAAAUAGAAUUGUUCUGCAAGAGUCCUUGCCUAGGUGGAAAGAGUGUCCAGCCCUAGAAAUAACCCACUACACAUACAUCCAUGCCCUAGUCUUAAGUAAGAGGGCAGAUCUAAAGUAACAUAGUUUGCAUUGUCAGAAUAUAUUUCAAGCUUUUUGAUAAAAUAGAUGCUCAAUAUGAUGAAAUGUUUCUGUAUCUUUGAAGUGAAUAUGACCCUUGCUCUUUUUCUGAAGUUCAUUCUUUGUUGCCCUGACCAG
This is a messenger RNA of Candoia aspera, 2548 nucleotides long. It is a transcript of the gene CXCR4, whose product is annotated as C-X-C motif chemokine receptor 4. The coding region runs from base 339 to 1403 and encodes 354 amino acids. The transcript has a single exon. Lineage: Eukaryota; Metazoa; Chordata; Lepidosauria; Squamata; Candoiidae. The record is from RefSeq and is a predicted model, not a curated record. Gene Ontology annotation, cellular component: membrane; external side of plasma membrane. Gene Ontology annotation, biological process: cell chemotaxis; brain development; positive regulation of cytosolic calcium ion concentration. Gene Ontology annotation, molecular function: C-C chemokine receptor activity; C-C chemokine binding.